AUGCCUCCAGUUUCACAGUCGAAGAUCACUUCUGAGCUCGUCCAGGAGAUCAUCAAUGAAACCGAGCAAAGGGACGGAGAAUCGACGGAGGCGAUUGUAAUCAUCGACCACAAGGAGACACCAAUCUCUAGGUACGACAAAGAUAGGAAAGUCUUCCUUCGCGAAGAUGGAUCUUCAAGAUCCAUCUCUGCGAAAAAAGUUCAGUUCAAUCGACUUCAAGCCUUCCGUGAACGAUAUGAGAUCAUAAACCAGCGCGUCAUGCGGAACGAGAUCUUCGAAAAGAAGAAGUUCGUUCAAGACUCGACUUAUCAGGAGAUUUCCAGCAUUACCAGCCUGCGUCGAAACCCUGGACAGUCUUCUUGUGUACUGGGACUUCUGACACAGCCCAAAGAAGGAAAAUUCCACCUUGAAGACUUGACUGGCGAAAUAGAAAUUGAUCUUUCAAACGCUGAUACAUCUGUUGGAUUGUUUACUGAGAACUGUGUGGUGGUUGCUCAAGGCAUGAUGAAGGGAGACAUUUUUGUGGUCCAGGUGCUCGCAAUGCCGCCCGCCGAAGAUCGCAAAGAAACAUGUAGGAUUUUCCCCACGCUAUCUGUGCCCACCAACAGGAAGCCAUACACGAACGAGGAACUGGAAUCUCUGAGGGCUGAGGAAUCACAGCAAGCAGGGACUAGGGUGAUCGUGCUGUCCGAUGUUUGGUUGGAUAGGGCGAAAGUCAUGAACGGUCUCAAAAUGAUGUUGUUUCGAUACGACUCAGCCUGCAAAGAAGCUGGUGAAGAUUCAGAUUUGUUCUUGAUCUUUGUUUUCAUGGGAAACUUCACAUCUCAACCUGCCCCAAAGAAUUACACGUUGCACCGAGAGUUGUUUGAUCAGUUGGGGACCAUAAUCCAGAGUUUCAAGAACCUUGAGAACAAAUCAAGCUUCAUCUUCAUCCCGGGUCCCAACGAUGUUCUAGGGAGCAACGGCAUGAUCUUGCCAAGGAAUUCGCUUCCAACCGUCAUCACCGAGCCUUUUAAGAACAAGGUUCCAUCCAGCACCUUCACAUCAGAUCCUUGCAGAAUCAAAUUCUACAGCCAAGAGCUCUUGUUUCACCGUGACGACAUCUGUUCCAAGCUUCGUCAGUACAGCAGACGGCCUUCCAAUACCGAGAAGUCAGUCUACGAGCACGCGGCGAAGACAAUCCUGUGCCAGGGCCACCUCUGCCCCCUUCCUCUUCAUGUAGCGCCCAUCGACUGGAACUACGAUCAUGCCUUAAGGAUGUACCCUCUCCCGAAUGUCUUGAUUCUGGGUGACAAAGCCAGCGCUUAUACCAUCACCUUCAAGUCUACUCAGGUUGCAAAUCCUGGAUGCUUUGCGUCAGACUUCACCUUUUACUCUUACGAUCCGUCGAUCAAAGAGCUGGAGCUUUGUGCUCUU
Messenger RNA from Guillardia theta CCMP2712, 1416 nucleotides. RefSeq names its product DNA polymerase epsilon subunit B (gene POLE2). Gene Ontology annotation, biological process: DNA-templated DNA replication; error-prone translesion synthesis. Gene Ontology annotation, cellular component: epsilon DNA polymerase complex. The annotation marks the transcript as partial. Lineage: Eukaryota; Cryptophyceae; Pyrenomonadales; Geminigeraceae. The transcript is spliced from 2 exons. Gene Ontology annotation, molecular function: DNA binding. The record is from RefSeq and is a predicted model, not a curated record.